AUGUACGAGGAGUCGAGUGCCUUUGGGCACAAUUUCUUCGGCGAUGCAUUUCAAUAUCAAACGAGAAAAUUCAGCCGACUGACAACAACACAAGUUCAAAGUCAAGCCUCACUAAUAGAUUUCUUUCUUAUCACAAUGUCUCCGUAUUCCUCGGAAUCAUUCAAUCAAACCAGUCCCUAUGUGACUUCGACAUUUGCCGAACAAUUCAUGUACAAUGUGUCGAAAUCACUUCUCAGCAACGAUUUGAAUGGAAAUGAUCAUGACUUUAGCAAUAGCUCACUUGUGCGUUAUAAGACACUCUAUCGUGAAUAUCAUGGAAUAAUAUCAAGUUUUGUAUGCAUAUUUGGUUUAACCUGUAAUCUAUUUAAUAUUAUCGUUUUAACACGUCCACUUAUGCGUUCAUCGACAAAUACGAUUUUAACGUCUUUAGCAUUGUCUGAUCUCAUCAAAAUGUUAUUCGUUUUGCCAGCAGUGAUUAUUUUCUAUUGUUUACAAACUAGUCAACAUAAAAGUGAACCGAACUUUCAAUCACGUUCGCAAGUCACAUUCUAUAUGGUACAAAUGCUAGUAACAUUAACCUUGCAUUGUAUAAGUACAUGGUUGACCGUUUUGCUCGCUGGUUUUCGCUUUGUGUUCUUGAGUUGUAAGUCGUUGACGCCGUACGUUUCAACACCAAAUCGUGCUUUACUUGGCGUGUGUACGGUGGUCUUCAUCUCGACGAUUCUUUGUAUUCCGUCAUAUAUCGAACAUCGACUUGUUGAAGUUAUAAAUAAUGAUACUAACGCCACUGAUGUAUCAAAAUCUUAUAUCUUUGCAGAGACCAAGCUUAGUAAAGCCUUGUCAUUACGUGACACUGUUUUUGUCUUACAUAGCGUUAUAUUUAAAUUAAUACCAUGCAUAUUAUUACUCGUAUUUAGCUUUCUAUUAAUCCAACAAUUGAGACAUGCGUUAGAAAAUGCGGAGAAGUUACAAAAGCAUUCGAUACCAGCAUCGAACCAUGGUCAAAAUGGACGAGGUCGCGGACGUCGGCGAGAGAAAGAAAAUCGUCGAACAACUUUAAUGUUAGUCAUUGUUUGUGUUCUUUUUCUUGUCACAGAAUUACCACAAGGUGCCAUUUUACUCUUGUCAUUCAUUUCCAAAAACAAUUCGAAGUAUUACUAUGGAAUCUAUCAGCAUUUAGGUGAUACAUUCGAUAUAUUAGCAUUGAUUAAUAAUUCAGUUAAUUUUAUUUUGUACUGUUUAAUGUCACGUGCCUUUCGUGACACCUUUAAGCAAACAUUUGGCUUCGAGUGUUAUAAAGUUGCCCAACAUGAAUCAUCGACGUCAUUUGCUAACUUGUCUUUAAUUAAAAAUCGACGAAAACAGUUGUCGGCAUCAUUUGUUAAAGAACAGGGCUCCAAUUAUAAAUACUCCGAUGAUCAACGAACGAGCAUAGUACUAAAUGAUGUCAAUCUUCUGAAGAAGAAAUCGAGUCCGGAAGUUAUAAAUCAUUCUCCAGUGACAACUCCAUUACUCAAAGACAAUCAUGCUAACGAGUUAACAUUGAAGUCUUGA
Messenger RNA from Adineta ricciae, 1554 nucleotides. The record is from the annotation of a GenBank genome assembly. NCBI's taxonomy places the organism in Eukaryota, Metazoa, Rotifera, Eurotatoria, Adinetida, Adinetidae.